Cajanus cajan (pigeon pea) is the source of this 2539-nucleotide messenger RNA. NCBI's taxonomy places the organism in Eukaryota, Viridiplantae, Streptophyta, Magnoliopsida, Fabales, Fabaceae. The record is from RefSeq and is a predicted model, not a curated record.
AUGAAUGCCUUAGAAGAAAGAAAUUGUGUGCUCAAUGAGGAGCUUAAACAGCUCAAGAAACAAAUGGCUAAAAUGUUCGAAGCCAUGAAUAAGAUGCAACAUGACGACCCUAGUGCUAACAAUGGUGGGGAUACUUCUAAGGACCAUCUUAACACCUUAGAGGAAAGGUUGAGAGCUAUAGAAGGUCACAACUUUGACAUCAAAGAGGUUGUGGAGAUGUUCUUGAGGCUAAACAAGAAAAUUGAUAAGCCUUUCAAAGCUUACACGCAAAGGAGGAGGGAGUUGGCCACACAAGUGGAACCCCCCUUAUUUGAUAAGGAAACGGUUAUGAUGUUUAUCAACUCCUUGAGUAGGCCCUAUUAUGACAAGAUGAUAGGGAACACCUCAAUCCUUCUUGCUGACAUAGUCACUAUAGGUGAGAGGGUUGAGCAAGGUCUAAAGAGCGGGAGGAUAGGGAAGGCCCUGACGAGCUACGACCCUAAGAAAGUCUAUGGAAAGAAGAAGGAAGAAGGGGUCAAUGCCAUGACCUUUUCUCCAAAGAUCCGAGUUGCACCACAAGCAAAACCCAAAAAUGGCAAGGCAGUAAACAAAAUCCCCACCACCUAUGCAGAGUUGCUACCCCAACUCCUGGAAGCUUCAAUGUUGGGAAGUAACUAUUCUGAAAGACUGAUGUUGAUUUACAAUGGUCUCCACUAUGAUGCAUUAGUGGACUAUCUUAAGUUUCUAUAUAGAGCACAUUUUGUCAUCAAACCUAUUUCCAAAAACGUCUCUCAAAAGAAUGGCAACAAGAAACAAAGAGAAAAAUACUAUAAUAUCUCAGAUGUGACACUCUAUGGCAAGAAGAAAACAAUGUUUGUGAAGAGUGUGGAUGCUUCUGAAUAUACCAAGACCGGUGAGAAGGUGUUUGAACUUUUAAAUAGUUUUGUUGAGGAAAUUGGAGAGAAAAAUGUUGUUCAAGUAGUAACAGAUAAUGGAAGCAAUUAUGUUAUGGCGGGCAAAAUUUUACAAACUGUGAGACCACAUUUAUUUUGGACUCCAUGUGCUGCUCAUUGUCUUGAUUUGAUGCUAGAAGAUAUUGGAAAGAUCCCUAAAGUCAAAAGGGUAAUACAAAGAGGCAUCAAGCUCGUGGGUUACAUUUAUAAUCAUACCUUGACCCUAAACACCAUGAGGAAGUAUACAAAUAAGGUUGAAUUGGUGAGGCAUGGAGUUACAAGAUUUGCUACCACCUUCCUUACUUUGCAACGAUUGCAUAAGUUAAAGGCAAAUCUUAGAAGGAUGUUUACUUCCGACGAAUGGUUGCAAUCAAAAGGAGCCAAAGAACCUAAGGGGAAGAAAGCAACGGAGAUUGUUCUUAUGCCUACAUUUUGGAGUGAUGUUGUUUAUGCUUUAAAGGCUAUGGGGCCUAUUGUACGUGUGUUGAGGUUGGUAGAUAAUGAAAAAAAACCGGCAAUGGGUUACAUUUAUGAAGCAAUGGAGAGGGCUAAGGAGGCAAUUCAAAAUUCUUUUAAUCAUAAUGAAGAAAAAUAUAAGGAUAUAUUUGCAAUUGUUGAUAGAAGAUGGGAUUGUCAACUCCAUCAUCCGUUGCAUGCAGCAGGAUAUUAUCUAAAUCCUGAGUUUUAUUACAAAAAUUCAACAAGAAUGGAUGCUGAUGAUGAAGUGGUGGAUGGCCUUUUCAAAUGUAUUGAUAGGCUUUGUGAAAAUAAUGACAUUGUAGACAAUGUUCACAAUCAAUUGGCAAUAUAUAAAAGGGCAGGAGGAAGAUUUGACAUUCCUGCAGCAGUUAGAGCAAGGGUUAAAAUGGCUCCUGCUGAGUGGUGGAAGAUGUAUGGAGGACAUACACCACAUUUGCAAAUUGUUGCCAUUAAGGUACUAAGCUUGACGUGUAGCUCAUCUGGUUGUGAGCGUAAUUGGAGUACCUUUGAGCAUAUUCACUCAAAGAAGAGAAGUAAGCUUGAGCACCAAAAGCUUCAAGACUUGGUUUUUAUUAAAUAUAAUCAAGCUCUUCAAGAACGCUUUGAGUGUCAAGAUCCAAUUGAUCCAAUUGCUUUGAAUGAAGUUGAUGAUAACAAUGAAUGGAUGUUGGGAGAAGAAAAUGAUGAGGAUGAAUUUGAAGAUGACUUGGUGUUUGAUGAUGAUGUUUUGACUUGGAGAGAUGUUGCCCAAGCAAGUGGUGCCGGUGAACCUUUGAAAUACACUAGGAGACAAACACAAGUGAACAAGACAUCAACAAUUGCAUCUACAUCCAAGAAAGAUAAAGGAAAAAAAGUGAUGGAAGUACUAGAAGACGAGGAUGAUGAUGUAGAGGAAGAAGAAGAAUAUAAUUCUAAUGCUAGUGGGAGUGAUGAAUUUGAGGGAGAGGAAGACUUUAAUCUUGAUGAGGAAGAAGAUUAAACUAUAAUGUUUAAUUUUUUACUUACUUAGAGCUUUAACACUUUGUUUUGGAGACAUUUUAUAUUAUGUAUUGUUUGAGUACUAUGAACUUUUAAUUAUUAAAAAUGUUUAAUGCAUGAAUUUAGAGUUAUUUUUUUGUUUUUUUUAG